UUACUGAUUAUUCGAUGCACUUCUUAUUUAAAGAACGGUCAACCUCUGAAAAGAAUCAAUUCGAAUUUGCAUCUAGAGAAACUAGUACCGAUUGAAAAGAAAUUGUUACAUUUUUUUAUAAGUGUUAAGAAAAAGAAGUUUAAUUUUCUUUUCUACGUUUGAAGAAUCAUAAUGACAACGUACGCUGAUAAAGGACCCAAGCCAACAGGAGGAAAAUUUCUGAGCUUCGACCACAUGAAAUUCUGGGUUGGAAAUGCUAAACAGGCUGCAAGCUUUUACUGCACGAAGUUGGGUUUCCAACCCUUGUGCUAUCGCGGUUUAGAGACAGGAUCAAGGCAUACAGCAGCACAUGUCGUCAAGCAAAAUGAGAUUAUAUUUGUAUUUGAAUCAGCUUACGAACCUGAUAACAACGAAGUAGGGCAACACCUUUCUCGGCAUGGAGAUGGCGUUCGUGAUGUUGCCUUUCGUGUUGAAGACAUUCAUUUCAUUAUAAAGGAAUGUAAGAGAACUGGAGCUCAAGUCGUGAGAGAUAUAUGGGAAGAACAGGAUCAGUACGGAGUUGUAUUGCUUGCAACAAUAAAAACCUAUGGCGACACAUUGCACACGUUCGUGGAUCGAAAAAACUAUCACGGAUUUUUCUUGCCGGGAUAUAAGGAAGAAGCUGUUGACAAGAUUUCGAAACUUUUGUACGAAAAAUGUCUACAAUUUCACAGAUUUUGGUCAGUAGAUGAUUCUCAAUUGCACACAGAGUAUUCAGCAUUGCGUUCCAUUGUCAUGACGAACUGGGAAGAGACUGUAAAGUUGCCUAUUAACGAACCUGCACCUGGAAAGAAGCGUUCACAAAUUCAAGAAUUUGUCGAGUACUACGGUGGUCCCGGAGUUCAACAUAUUGCUUUAAGUACAGAUGACAUUAUUACUGCGAUUAAAAAUCUACGUUCACGGGGGAUGGAGUUUCUUAGUGUUCCAAGCACAUACUAUGACUUGCUACGGAAUCGUCUGCAGCACUCCUCGACUAAAAUCUUGGAAGAUAUGAAUAUAGUUCAGAAAUUGAAUAUCUUAAUUGAUUAUGAUGAGAAUGGAUAUUUGCUUCAAAUAUUCACUAAAAAUAUGCAAGACCGACCGACAUUAUUCAUAGAAGUUAUUCAGAGACAUAAUCAUAAUGGAUUUGGCGCUGGUAAUUUCCAAGCAUUAUUUGAAGCAAUCGAAUUGGAGCAAGAAAAACGAGGAAAUUUAUAAGCAGAGUAUUUUUCUUGGAAACAUAUGAACGCCCAACGGAAUAAAAAAGAAGCUAUAUGACAUUUAUGGCGAAUAAGAUAAUAAUUAUGUUAACAAAUUUAUUCAAAGAAACUAAUCAGACAGUAGGCACCAGAAUUUAAGAAAGUCUUUACGACAUCUCUGUGUUGCUUUUACGACAAUAACUUAUCCAGUAACCGUGGAAACAUGGUGGUCUUUGGGACUUCUUUAUGACAUCCAUCGCACGUAUAUGUGAGUCCUAAUUACGAUACAUCAAUUUGUCUGGUAUGAAGAUCCAAAGAACGUCCCUGGACGACGAGGGACCAUAUUCAACAUUGUUCAAUUUGGUUUCUGUAACUUAAAGAUGUCUUCUGGACACCGUGCGAAAUCCUGUAUACAUUUUCAAGAUAAGGAUAUAGAUAUUUUCAUAAUGGCAUUCUCAAAUUGUUGUGCCUACUCGUCAAUUAAAAUAUGGCGCACUGUAUACAAAAUUUAUAUAAUAUAUAGUUUAUAUAUACAAUAUAUUAUAUAGCCCAGUAAAAAGGAACCAAUUUGAGGCGCAUUGAGAAAAUUCGACAGAAUACAACGUGAAUCUCGCUUUGCGAGAAUCAAGAAUUAAAGUAGGUUAUGAAUUUGUUGUAAACUUGUAAAAUAGUAUAUUAUGCACUUAGGUCUCCCCCUUGGUGCAUACGAUAUUUUUUAUAACAAGUAUAUAAUUUUAGACACUUUUUGAAAUACAGUUAUGAUAUCAGCCCACAUUAGAUUUCAAAUAAAGUAAGCAUUAUUUGCGGUAA
Belonocnema kinseyi is the source of this 2027-nucleotide messenger RNA. RefSeq names its product 4-hydroxyphenylpyruvate dioxygenase (gene Hpd). NCBI's taxonomy places the organism in Eukaryota, Metazoa, Arthropoda, Insecta, Hymenoptera, Cynipidae. The record is from RefSeq and is a predicted model, not a curated record. Bases 172 to 1236 code for a protein of 354 amino acids. Gene Ontology annotation, molecular function: 4-hydroxyphenylpyruvate dioxygenase activity. Gene Ontology annotation, biological process: L-tyrosine catabolic process. Gene Ontology annotation, cellular component: Golgi membrane; endoplasmic reticulum membrane. The transcript has 11 exons.